AUGCCUCCUAAACUCGUCACAGACGCCGACGGCUGGACCUCCAAGGCCCCGCGCACGCCCAAGGGUAAGCCCAACCCCGAGAAUUUCCUGACUCUUAUCUUGCGGCCACCAGCAGGAUUUAACUUAGCGGUCGUCCGUCCACAAGAUCUGCACGCUAGUCUGGCUCUAUCGGCAGGCCUCACGAAUUCUGAAGCAAGCUCGACCACCCUCAGAAUACGCAACGAGAAGAACUUGGGCGUGAUAGAAUGUGCCGAUGUAGCCGCAGCCAGGAAGUUGCAAAACGCUGAAUCAUUCACCUACGACAAUCAAACGUACCCUUCGAGGAUCUAUGCCAUGCCGCCACCUGACUCAUGCAAGGGAAUUGUACGCAAUAUCGAACCCAACACAUCAUCGGUGGAUCUAAUGGAAGGACUUCGAGCUCCCAACUACGAAAUACUUAGUGCACGCAUGAUGGGUGCCACCGCAACGGCCCUUGUCACGUUUCGAGGCACGUACAUCCCAUAUGAAGUUAUCUACAGAGGGGGCAUCCUCCGCUGCGUUCCACACCAACCCCGAGCUCAAUUUUGCACCGCCUGCUUAGCUAUCGGCCACAGACUGGAUGUCUGCCCCAACAGCAAUGUUAACCGUUGCAAGAUUUGUGGGCACACAACGACCGACUCGAACAGCGCACACCACUGCAAACCUGGCUGUCCCAACUGCGGAAAGGACCAUGCGGCAGAUGAUCCAGAUUGCGAGACCCGUAAGGCAGCAGACCAAGCGGUGCGCCGGGCAGCCUACCUCAAGCGACUAAGACAUAGACAACAUGCCAACCCAGAGAUCCAUGUUCAAGGUGAAACACCACCUGCACCUACCCACAAAGUCGUCAUUGUUCGAGAGGAAAGCCAGAGCCCAGAACGGAACAGGAACCGCCACAGGAGCCGCCACAGGAGCCCCAGUAGCAGCCGCAGUAGAAGCCGCAGCAGAACCGGCCCCACUGUCCAGGGACCCAUAGUGCGCAACACCUCUAUAGCCUCUGUGAAGGCCCUCUCUGGGAGCCCCAGUACAACAAGGGAAGCUAAGAGACUUCCACGCAAGCACCAGGUGACCACCGACCGGAAUAUCGCCUUGCCGGCCAACCGAUGCCCAGCCAGGCUGUUCCACUUGAAGCUAAGGCCGGACACGUCUGUUUUUCACAAGGACCUCGUGGUGGAGACGGCACAGCAUGGCCGAAUCAAGCCGGAAAUCGGACACAUAUACAGCGGAGAACUUGUUGGCGAGCCCUCGAGUCACGUGUACGGCGCCCUGGUGGACGGCGUGUUCCACGGCGCCAUUCAGUCGCCGUCGGGCCGCUACUACGUGGAAAGCGCUCGGCGCUUCUUCUCGGGGCCCAAACCCUUCCACUCGGUGCUGUACAACGCGAGGGACGCGCGCUUUCCGGACACCGGUACGCCCGGCGGCUGGUGCGGAGUGCGCGGGGAAACCGAGCGCUGGAUGGACUCCGUGAUGAAGAGCCGUGCGACCUUGGCCGCCGCCGCACCGCCGCGGGCCGCUCGUCCUAAGGUCCGUCGACGUCGGGACACACUCGAGCGUUGGACGGCGAGCCCGAAGCGAGACCACCAGCAGGUUUCGUCCUCCACCCGCGGCGAAACCAAGUUGCGCGACGCUCGCUCUGACGACGAAGGAGGGACGGGCAACGCCUCGGCGCGCUCGUUGCCCGUGCACUCUCGGCGCGUGUGCAACUUGAAGGUGUCCGUGGACCAUAUGCUGUACGAGCACAUCUUCAAGACCGAGGAUCACCCGUCGCGCACGCGCGCACGCAUCACGGCUCUCAUCGCAGCGCACGUGAGCCGCGCCAGCUCCGUCUAUCGGCGCACCAGUUUCGGGGGCAUCCAGGACAUCAGCUUCAUCGUCCAGAAGAUCAGAAUCAACGACAGCCGCAGCUGUGCCGAAGGCGUGAAGGAGGACAACCCGUUCUGCUCGGAUGGCAUAGACGCGGGCUACCUGCUCCACCUCACCUCCAAGGAGAACAACGACGACUUCUGCUUGGCCUACACCUGGACCUUCCGGGACUUCGCCGACGGCAUCCUAGGCCUCGCGUGGAUUGCCAGGGCGCAACUGGGUCAGGGUGGCAUCUGCGAGAAGAACCGGCCGUCCGUGGACCAGAAGCCCGGCACGACGGAGUACCGCCAGUACUACCUGAGCCUCAACGCGGGCAUCAUGACGUUCCUCAACUACAACAACCCGGUGUCGCAGGCCGUCUCCGAAAUCACGUUCUGUCACGAAAUUGGCCACAACUUCGGAUCGCCCCACGAUGCGCCACCCGGCGUCAGCUGCUUCGGUGCGUGCGCUCCUUGUGGUACGCGCGGCAACUACAUCAUGUUCCCGUCGGCGACCAGGGGCUCCGAGUACAACAACGACAAGUUCUCGCCCUGCAGCAUACGCAACAUCACCAACGUCCUCAAGCCGAUGUUCGAAGGGCGAAGCAACCGCGAGAACUGCUUCCAGGUCGACAGCGGUCCCAUCUGCGGCAAUAACAUCGUGGAAGGUGACGAAGAGUGCGACUGCGGCUUCUUCGUCAACGACUGCCAGGAGAGCUGCUGCUACCCGCGCCACAACACACUCGGUGCGCCAGGAUGCACACUGCGCAAGGGCAAAGACUGCAGUCCGUCGGCCGGACCCUGCUGCAACAGCGAAUGUCGGCUGCACGACUCCAGCGUGAUGUGCAGCACAGAAGGCUUGUGCCGGAACGUGUCGUACUGCGACGGCGUCAACGCCAGCUGCCCGCCGGGCCCUCCGAAGCCGGACUUGACGCCGUGCAACGAGGGCACUCAGGUGUGCACGUCCGGCGAGUGCGCGGCGUCCAUCUGUACCAAGUACGGGCUCAAGGAGUGCACACUCACUGGAUCCGGAUACACGGUGGACGAGCUCUGCCUGCUCGCCUGUGAGGGAUCGUCAGGGGGCUGCCUCCCAGCGUGUGAUUUUCCAGCCAUGAAGGCCCACUGCGGCGCCAUGAUGACCCCCGGUGCUCCGUGCAACGGAAUGCGAGGUUACUGCGACGUUUUCCGCAAGUGCCGUGACGUGGACGCUGAAGGACCGCUGGCGCGCCUGCAGCGCAUCUUCUUCGGCGAAAAGUCCGUGAACAAGAUCAAGGAGUUCAUCACGGUGCAUCCUCUGCUGUCCGCGUUCGCGGCGCUGGGCUCAUUGUGGCUGAUGAUUGUUGUGUUCCGCUGCCUCGCUGUCCACACGCCCACCAGCAACCCGAACAAGAAGCCGGCCCACAAGCUCAAGGACACGCUCAAGCAACCUUGGAAGCUCUAGUGGACGACGGCCCGGGGUUGCGAAGGAUCGGCGACAAGGAAGAAGGUCUGAUCCGCACGGCAUCCGGUCGUGCGGGAAGAAGACCGCGUUUUUAUUUUUAAUUUUCUUCAGCGCGGCGAGUCAUCGUCGCUGUCUGAAAAAAUAUGUCUAUUGUUUUUAUGAGAUAUUCUGCUGGAAGGUAUGAAUAUAUACUUUGUCGCUGUAAUAAA
This is a messenger RNA of Dermacentor silvarum, 3506 nucleotides long. Its product is annotated as disintegrin and metalloproteinase domain-containing protein 10. Gene Ontology annotation, cellular component: plasma membrane. Gene Ontology annotation, biological process: Notch signaling pathway; membrane protein ectodomain proteolysis. NCBI's taxonomy places the organism in Eukaryota, Metazoa, Arthropoda, Arachnida, Ixodida, Ixodidae. The transcript is spliced from 14 exons. Gene Ontology annotation, molecular function: metalloendopeptidase activity. The coding region runs from base 1 to 3297 and encodes 1098 amino acids. The record is from RefSeq and is a predicted model, not a curated record.